AACCCCCCACCCAAAUCUCCUUACUCACAAACUUCUGAUAGACACAAAUUCAUUCAUACUCAUCUUUCAGCAUCACAGGCCACUGAUCAAUGGCUCGUACGAAGCAGACGGCUAGAAAAUCCACCGGAGGCAAAGCCCCAAGGAAGCAGCUGGCAACGAAGGCGGCCAGGAAAUCCGCCCCCGCCACCGGAGGCGUCAAGAAGCCCCACCGUUUUCGCCCAGGAACGGUGGCGUUGAGGGAAAUCAGGAAGUAUCAGAAGAGCACCGAGUUGUUGAUUAGAAAGCUGCCGUUCCAGAGACUUGUUAGAGAGAUCGCCCAGGAUUUCAAAACAGAUCUUCGCUUCCAGAGCUCCGCGGUGGCCGCGCUUCAAGAGGCGGCGGAGGCUUAUCUGGUGGGUCUCUUUGAGGACACGAAUCUGUGCGCCAUUCAUGCUAAGAGGGUAACCAUUAUGCCUAAAGAUAUCCAGUUGGCCAGGAGAAUUAGGGGUGAGAGGGCUUAGAUUUAAUCUAGGGUUUGCAGUUUAAUCUCCUUGUUCAUCUUUCUAGUUGUUUCAUUUAGCGUAGAAAUCAAUGAGAAAGCAAUCUUGGUAUUAGGGAUUUUGUAUGGGAUGAUUGAAUAUUGGGAUGUAAAAUUAUCUUAUUAAUAUGAGAAUUAAUGUGUUAUUUCAA
This is a messenger RNA of Sesamum indicum (sesame), 669 nucleotides long. Its product is annotated as histone H3.2. The record is from RefSeq and is a predicted model, not a curated record. NCBI's taxonomy places the organism in Eukaryota, Viridiplantae, Streptophyta, Magnoliopsida, Lamiales, Pedaliaceae. Gene Ontology annotation, molecular function: DNA binding; structural constituent of chromatin; protein heterodimerization activity. Gene Ontology annotation, cellular component: nucleosome.